Molecule: messenger RNA, 848 nt
Organism: Theileria parva strain Muguga
Lineage: Eukaryota; Apicomplexa; Aconoidasida; Piroplasmida; Theileriidae
Exons: 2
Coding region: 1-648 (215 amino acids)
Source: RefSeq, a predicted model, not a curated record
AUGACAGGAGUUGUAUGUGACCAUUAUAACUCAUCUUUGAUCACACCGCAACAAUCAUUUCCAAAUAACUUUGAAACGAAUGGGAAUCAAGGCUGUAUGAACUGUUAUUCUUAUGUUCCAUGUCAACAAGGAGGGUAUGUCGUUGGAAACAACUACCACUUUUCAGAAGGUUACUCCAUAGAUCCUUGUUGUAACAUAAACAACAAUCAUUUUAUGGGUGAUUCUUAUUACUACAACAACAACGACUUAAACUAUGCUCGGAACAUCAAUUUUGCAAACGACUACAACUUUUCUGAUGGAUACAACUUUAACCAAUGCCCAAAUAUCAACCAUGAAAACAAUUCUGACCUAAAAGAUUGUGAAAACAAUGUUUACACUGAAGGGAACACUCAAAAUGUGGGAAAGGAGUACUUUGAAGUUAAUGGAACAGAAGUAUUACCAGAGGGUAUUAGCGAUGAGCGAAAAUUUGUAAACUUAACACCUAGUUUUUUUUCUUCAAAUGCGGCAUUCAAAAGAAUACCACUACAGUCUGGAAGGUCGAUAUUUAGGAGAAGAAAACCAGGAGAUUGUGCUAGUGAAUGGAGCAACGCAUUUGACAAGGAUUGUGAUAGUGUAGAAGUUUGUGGAGAAGAGCAAGUAAAUGAUUAGUUAAAUAAAUAUUUUAGUUGAUUUAAACACCCCCAUCCUCUACCAACAUCCUUUUCAUAUUUUCUUAAAAUUACUUGGAAAUCGAUUUAAUUAUGAUCAUUUCAAUUUAUUAAAUUAAUUUUUAUCUAAAUCUUUAUUUUUACCUAAAUGUGUAAAUUCACUUAUUACAUAUUAUACAUCGGACUGUUCUGUACACAUUU